Messenger RNA from Medioppia subpectinata, 291 nucleotides. The record is from the annotation of a GenBank genome assembly. Lineage: Eukaryota; Metazoa; Arthropoda; Arachnida; Sarcoptiformes; Oppiidae.
UAUUACGUAAAAACUUUAUCGAUUGUGUUUUGAUUUAAAGAAUUUAAAAACCCUUUGGAAGUUUUGAGAAUGAGUGAAAUAUCGAUAGAGAGCGGACGUAUUGAAAUCGAUGGCAGAAACCUUUAUUACGAAAGGGCCGGAACUGGCGAACACGUCGUUCUACUACUACCCGGUGUUCUCGGAACGGUUCAAAUUGAAUUCAAACAUCAGUUCCAAGGCUUCGAUCUCUCGGCGUUUACAUUAGUGUCUUGGGAUCCGCCGGGCUUUGGUCUGAGUCGACCGCCAGAAAGG